Messenger RNA from Malus domestica (apple), 1231 nucleotides. RefSeq lists its product as uncharacterized. The record is from RefSeq and is a predicted model, not a curated record. NCBI's taxonomy places the organism in Eukaryota, Viridiplantae, Streptophyta, Magnoliopsida, Rosales, Rosaceae.
GAGAGAUCGGGAGGGAUCUCUUCCCAAAUUUGACCACUUGACUACACCCAAUUCAAAUUCAACUAUAUAUACUCCCCCAUCUUCCCUCUCAAAUCAGAAAACCUUGAACCCUAUAAAUCACCACACUUGAAAUCGAAACCCUCCAACUUUUAUAGAAUCCAUGGCGACAAUCUCCGAUAUCCAGCCGCCACCUAAAGCGCCGUCGUUUUCAGCGAAACUGGAUCGGUCGAACCCCCUAGAGUUUGUGGAGAAGGCGUUGGCAUUUCUGGCUCGGGGGAGCGACUUCUUCCACAGAGAGAGGGUGGAGAGGGAGGUCACAUCGGUCGUGCGCACCCUGAGGGAGCAGGAGAGGAAGAAAAUGGAGAGGAAGAAGAAGGCGGAUGCAGAAGCAGCAAAAUUAAUGGAAAUGGAAGGCUCUGAAAAGAAGGCGGAUGCAGAAGCAGCAAAAAAAUUGGAAAUGGAAGGCUCUGAAAAGAAGGCGGAUGCAGAAGCAGCAAAAUUAAUGGAAAUGGAAAGCUCUGAAAAGAAGACGACAUCUGAAACUUCCUCCUCAUCUAUUCCACAUUAUAAAGAGCUGAACUCCCUGUCGCUCUUGGCAAAGGUGAGGAAGGCAAUGAAAGAAUUGGCCGAUGGAAAGAAGUUGAGGAGGCCAGCGACUAAGCGGGUCAAGCCUGCUAAGGACUUUUAUCCGGUUGCUUCUCGUUACUAUGAUACACUUAAGAACAAGCCGCCGCAAGAAGAUAGCUGGCUACUUCAUCGGGAAGUAUACGCUGGAAAGAUUGACCGAAGAGUGUUUGUGCAUGUGUAUGCAUCUAUUUUAGCAGAUCAACAUGACGUUAAGGAAUCUGAGAGAAAAUGGGAUCGUAGGAUGAGGGCCCAUCGUAAGAUUUGUGAAAACCACGAUGAGACCUGCUUCGAAUAUUUUUAAUGGGAGAUGCAAGUGAAAGUGGAGUCAGUGAGGGCCGAGGAACCUCGCUGAAGAGUUGUUUCUAAUGAGCUUUCUUUGCUGCUUGGUCUUAGUAUGCUUUCUUGGAGCUAGCAUAUUGGUUUGUUGAUUGCUCGCUUUUUCUCUCUCUAGCGAUGCCGCUUCUGGCCGGGAUGGUAUGAUAUCGUUUUUUGUUUGUGUUUUUUUAUGUUGGGAUUGAGCAUUUUUCUGGCUAUAUUGUCUUGGCUUAGUAUAUAUAUAUAUAUUGUUUUCUAAUCGGCUAAUGAUACAUCCAGAUGACUUUCA